This is a messenger RNA of Dictyostelium purpureum, 2036 nucleotides long. RefSeq lists its product as uncharacterized. The transcript has a single exon. NCBI's taxonomy places the organism in Eukaryota, Evosea, Eumycetozoa, Dictyosteliales, Dictyosteliaceae. The record is from RefSeq and is a predicted model, not a curated record. The annotation marks the transcript as partial.
UCCCUAUACCAACACCAACACCACAACCUCAAAUUGAAACGCCCAAACCUACUGAAAAAAGUGGUGGCUUACUUGGAUCAAUUACAAACAUUAUUCCAAAAACAAUUAUCUCAUCGACACCAUCUCCAACACAACUACCAACUACGUCACCUUCACAACCCCCACAAAAUGAAACCCCCAAACCAACUGAAAAAAGUGGCGGUUUACUUGGGUCAAUCACCAACAUUAUACCAAAAACAAUCAUUUCCUCAUUAACACCAUCCCCAUCAAUCACCUCGUAUCCUUUCCCAUCACAACACCAAAGCGAUACGCCCAAACCAACUGAAAACAGUGGUAGCUUACUUGGGUCGACUUCAAAUAUAAAUCCAAAAACAACCUCGAUUCCCUUUACCACACAACAAGAAACCCCAAAACCAACCGAAAAGAGUGAAAACUCAACUGCCGCUACUUCUUCGAAUCAACAAAAUGAAACACCAAAACCUACUGAAAAAAGUAGUGGACUAAUGGGAUCAAUUGCAAAUAUAAUUCCACCAAUUUUUUCCUCCACGCCCUCAUCAAAACCUUCAGCAACAGACGCUCCUUUGAAAAAUGAAACACCAAAACCUACUGAAAAAAGUGAUUCGGUUGGAUCAAUCACAAGUAUAACUUCACAAACACCAUCAUCAUCAGCCGCACCUUUCUCUCAACAAAACGAAACUCCUAAACCAACUGAAAAAAAUAGUAGUUUACUUGGUUCAAUUACCAAUAUUAUACCAUCGACAAUAAUUUCUUCACAAACUACUCCACCAACCACACCAAAGCCAACAUUAUCAGCUUCUUCACAAUCUCAAAAUGAAACACCUAAACCCACUGAAAAGAGUGGUGGUUUACUUGGGUCAAUUACCAAUAUUAUACCGUCGACAAUAAUUUCUUCACAAACUACUCCACCAACCACACCAAAGCCAACAUUAUCAACUUCGUCACAAUAUCAAAAUGAAACACCCAAACCAACUGAAAAGAGUGGUGGACUACUUGGAUCAAUUACAAACACUAUUCCAAAAACAAUUAUCUCAUCAACACCAUCUCCAACACAAAUACCAGCUAUGUCACCUUCACAACUCCCACAGAAUGAAGCACCAAAACCAACGGAAAUAAGUGGUAAUUUAAUUGGAUCAACCACACCAGCUCCAAUACAACCCCAAAAUGAGCCACCCAAAACAACCAAUAGCAAUUUAACCGGUUCGACAUUUGGUACAACGCCAUCUCCAUCACCAUCACCAUCACCAUCUUCACCAUCACCAUCGCCAUCGCCAUCACCAUCUUCAACACCAUCACCAUCAUCAUCUUCAACACCAAUCAAAGUAGAUCCUUCUUCACAAACAACACCACCUACCACAUCAAAACCAACACUAUCAGGUACACCAACACCAGUUUCAUCACAACCCCAAACUGAAACACCCAAACCUACUGAAAAAAGUGGUUCUUUACUAGGGUCAAUAACAAACUCAAUACCCAAAACAAUUAUAUCAUCAUUUACACAACCACCAACUCCAAAUCCAACACAAUCACCUGAAACUACUAUAGCUCCAACAAUAAGUUCAACCCCUUCUGUUUCUAAUCAACAAAAUGAAACACCCAAACCAACUGAAAAAAGUGGCACCUUGCUUGGAUCAAUUACAAAUCUAAUACCAAAAACAAUUAUUUCUUCAUUCACACAACCAGCUCAAUCACAAGCACCACAGAUAAACCCAAGCGAAACACAAACACCAACACCUAAACCAACUGAUAAGAGUGGUAAUCUACUAGGAUCAAUAACAAAUUUAAUACCAAAGACAAUUAUCUCCUCAUUCACACAACCAGCUCAAUCACAAGCACCACAGAUAAAUCCAAGCGAAACACAAACACCAACCCCUAAAUCUGGAAUUAUAGGUUCUAUUACCAAUUUGAUUCCUCAAACUAUUAUUUCAAUACAGCCCACAAUACAACCUACAAGCCAACCAGCUCAAACAAAAAAACCAAGCUCUUUCUUUGGAAGCAUAAAUCCUUUUAACAGAUAA